Phaedon cochleariae (mustard beetle) is the source of this 1149-nucleotide messenger RNA. The record is from the annotation of a GenBank genome assembly. NCBI's taxonomy places the organism in Eukaryota, Metazoa, Arthropoda, Insecta, Coleoptera, Chrysomelidae.
AUGGUGGCUCAUACUACUAGUGAAAAAUUGAAAGGUUCUGAUGAACCAAUUCUGGAUCAUUCAUUAAUUAGUCUCCAUAAACACACAUACAAGCCAAAUGGUUCACCAUAUCAUAAAAAUUUAGACAAAAUUCGAAUCCCUAUCAACUUCCAAGAUCUGAUACAGGACAUCGCAGAAAGUUUCAUAUAUAUCGAAGGUAAAUUCACUCCUACUGAUCCUACCACAAAGUUUGUUAUUCAUCAAAUAAUGCACUGUUAUGAAAUGGAAGGUGAACAAGUAGAUGUGAUUCGAAAUCCUGGUAUAACUACUACAAUGAAAACUAUGAAAUCGUAUGGACAAACGCAUAUGACAUCGCUUCAAACUACCAGAUGGGGUCUCAAACAGGCAUCGCAAGAUGUUUUGGAUUACCAUAGUCACAUCUUCAGUGGAAAAUUGCUUUUGAAGUACCUGAUGGGCUUUGCUGAAGAUUACACUGAAGGAAUUCUGAAUGUGAAGCAAGAGCUCAUACUCAUAAUUGCUCACACAUUCAAAAACUCGUACAUUGAAGAGGUUAAUGCUGAUUUGGAGAUGAGUAGAAUCGAAUGGAAAAUCAAACACAUCAUUCCAGAAGAUAGACAAAAGCUCAAAUUACUCAACCGCAUAAAUAGAAAUAAUACAGCUAAAGUCAAAUUAGCACAUAGAAUAUGGGAUCUAUAUGAAUUAUCAUCACUACGAGACACUGUCUCAUAUAUUUGGGCAAUGAAAACAACGAAUAGUCUCGAACGCUCUCGAUAUAUAAUUAUUGGAUUUCAACACACUUACGAUCUCAAUGAUAGAUCGAAUGAUGUAACAAAAUUCAAUCAUGCUGAUGUUUACAACAUCCGUCUAUAUCUCAACUCAGAAGUUUAUCUAUAUGGAAGGUGGAAUCUCGAUUGCGAUAAAAAACUACACUCACCAGCUUACUAUGCUUAUGAACAAUUCCAACGAAACUAUUAUAAUAAAGAUAUGAGUGAGCCCAUGAUGACCAUCGAAGAGUUUCGUGACAACCCCCUAUUCAUCAUUGACUGUUGUCAUCAACCAGAUGCGAUGAAGACUUCAACAGUGGACAUAAAAGUGAAAUUCGAAACUCGCAAAACCAAGUUUCCAGAAAAUACAAGGGUAUAUGCAUGA